Linum tenue is the source of this 1455-nucleotide messenger RNA. The record is from the annotation of a GenBank genome assembly. Lineage: Eukaryota; Viridiplantae; Streptophyta; Magnoliopsida; Malpighiales; Linaceae.
AUGGUAUCAAUCGAUGGUAAUCUGGGCCGACCUUUCUUUUUAUAUGGUCAUGGAGGAACCGGGAAGACUUUCUUAUACAACACCAUCAUUGCAAAAUUAAGAAGUCUCUCUAAAGUUGUGAUCGUUGUAGCUUCCUCAGGCAUAGCAGCAACUCUCCUACCAAAUGCCACCACAGCUCAUUCAAGGUUCAAAAUUCCACUUCAUUUGGACAACACUUCCACCUGCUCAAUAAAAAAAGGAACUCACCUAGCUGAACUCAUACAGAAAGCAGCCCUUAUUGUUUGGGAUGAAGCGCCGAUGACACACAGGCAAGCAUUUGAAGCUAUUAAUAGAACCCUAUGUGAUCUUAUGAACAUACCUCUUAUUGGCCCACAACAUAAAUUGUUCGGCGGGAAAACAGUGCUGUUUGGAGGGGAUUUCCGACAAACUCUACCAGUGAUUCCAGAGUCUGGCAGAGAACAGACAAUUGACGGUUCACUCACUAGAUCUGACAUUUGGAACUCCUUUACUCUUCUCAAAUUAUCGAGGAACAUGAGGCUCAACAACUCAUCAUCAAAUGACACGUUGAUCAGUAACAAAUACACAUUUGGGGAGUGGGUCUUAGCUCUUGGUGAUGGAAAGCUUCCAUGUAAACGUUUCAAAGAAGACACACCAGCUGAUUGGAUCGAAAUACCAUCUUUGUUUUUGGUACAACCACAGUUAAGUCCAAUCACCUCCAUCGCAGCAGAGAUAUAUGAUUCCUUCACUGAAACUUACAAAGACACAAAAUAUCUAACGUCCAGGGCAAUUGUGACACCAACAAAUGCAAAAGUUAGUGAGAUUAAUGAAUUCAUGCUUCAACAGGUGCCGGGGCCAGUGCGCUCUUAUUAUAGCUCAGACUCUAUGCAGCGUGACACACAAGUACCUGAGUCAUUUGAUGAAACUUAUCCAACUGAAUUUUUGAAUACAUUGACAUUCAACGGUGUGCCAGAUCAUGAGAUUAAACUGAAGGUACACACUCCUGUGAUGUUGCUAAGGAAUUUGAAUACCUCUGCUGGACUAUGUAAUGGAACCAGGAUUAUGAUAACAGAACUGGGAGAGAAUGUCAUCAAAGGAAUUAUCAUGGGUGGAACUUUUGAUGAGCAGCCUGUUAUUAUCCCUAGAAUUGUGUUAAAUGUUGAGGACAGGAGGUGGCCAUUUAUACUUAAAAGAAGGCAGUUCCCUGUGCGACUUUGUUACGCAAUGACUAUAAAUAAAAGUCAAGGCCAGACUCUCGAGAAAGUAGGAGUUUAUCUACCAGAACCUGUCUUCAGCCAUGGCCAAUUGUAUGUUGCUGUUUCAAGGGUGAGAUCAGCAGAGGGUCUACGGUUCUUGAUAGUUAACACAGACGGGAUUCCCAACAACUGCACCAGAAACAUUGUCUUUACUGAAGCUUUUGAAGACAUCAACACAAAUCGAAACAUUUCACAAAUGUAA